Messenger RNA from Anolis carolinensis (green anole), 1202 nucleotides. It is a transcript of the gene zpbp2, whose product is annotated as zona pellucida binding protein 2. Gene Ontology annotation, cellular component: zona pellucida receptor complex; acrosomal vesicle; extracellular region. Lineage: Eukaryota; Metazoa; Chordata; Lepidosauria; Squamata; Anolidae. The transcript is spliced from 8 exons. Gene Ontology annotation, biological process: binding of sperm to zona pellucida; acrosome assembly. The record is from RefSeq and is a predicted model, not a curated record. Bases 115 to 1164 code for a protein of 349 amino acids.
CGGAAUCCUAAGUGGCUAGAGGAAGGGCAUCAUCUCUUUCCCUUUUCCUCUUCCGUAUGGACAAAAGGCUGAGUAGGCCUGAGUAGGUGGGAAGGAUGGACUCUCUCUUGCACCAUGCAAGGUUGCAGCAGUUGGUUGUCCUUUCUUCUGUUGGUUGCUCCACAAUUUCUCCUCGUUCUGGGGAUCAAGAUGAAUAUUCACAAGAAAAUCAAGGAAGAAAAUGGAUUGGAGAAGAUACCUCAUUCUAUUAAGUUAAUUAAAAAGAAUUAUAUUUAUGGCAACCCCAACCAUAAAGUGAAUGUCUAUGUCAAAGUGCACAGAAAUAGCCCAUUUCUAGUCUGCAUGGAUAUCUCCCUUUCACAAAAUGAAGUCAUUGACCCCACCUAUUUAUGGAUCGGGCCAAAUGGACAGAUUCUAAAAGGAAAAAGCUAUGUGAAUCUUACAUCAACUGGAAAAUUGAUGGUGCUUGGUUUUAGAGAGCGCAUGUCCGGAUCUUAUACUUGCACACUUUCUUACAGAGUUUUCCGAAAUGACUUGCGAGCAGAGCAGGAAAGAUUCAAGACAUAUAAAUUUAUGGUUUACGCUUAUCGUGAACCAGAUUAUACAUAUCGAAUGUCUGUUCACUUCGAAACAAAGGCAUGCAACUUAUUGGCAAAUGAUGAGUUCUUUGAGGAGCUAAAGAAAAUUCUGAAUAAUCUGAUUUCCUACCUGACGUGUCAUAUCGCUGACCCAUCGUACAAGUGUCACUCUGUCAAGCGACCCAAACAUGGGAUAGGAACUGAGCUGUUUAUUGUUUUUCAAGUAAACCCAUUUGCUCGUGGCUGGGACGUCAUUUGCCAUCAGCUUCCUGCUGACUGUGAAGAUGUGACCAACAGUCAUAUUCGACAGGCUCGAUGGCUCAUAGAAGAGUUUUUCCGUAGGCAAGAGUCCUUCCUGAAGCACAACUAUAAGAACAUACCCCCAAUCCAUUACAUUGACCAUAGUUUCCAAGUCACUCGUCUGGACAGCUGUCGCCCAGGGUUUGGGAAAAAUGACAUCACUCACAGUGACUGCGCAAAUUGUUGUGUGGCCUGUGACCCUGGGACUUACAGUCCAAACAAUGAAGUGCUUUGUGAGAAAUGUACCGGCCUUCGGAUUAAACACUAUGGAGCAAAAACCUGUUAAAUAAAACCAAAUAUAAAUAAAAGUGGAGAGUAGCUGCA